CCUCGUAUCCAAGAUCCCAAGUGCGGCUGUCCACCCACGGCCGGUCUGAAACGCCGUGUUCUUUUUUCUGCCAAUUGGAUUCGUGGGCGGCACUCUGCUUCGGCGCAAAGGGAAAGGAUCCGGUGCCGGAGAAGGAGCCGCGCGCUGCCACGGCAAUUGCCCUGAAACUUACCCCUACGCGUGUUCUAUAUAUACGGCGAGGCAGGCACCCUGCUCCCAACAAACCUGUUCGACACCUGACAGCAAUAGCAGCAGCAGCAGCACGUUCAAUUCGCCCAUCACUAGACAUUCGACAAGAACAGCAGCAGCACCACAGCAUGAGGACGGAGAUGGUGAUCCGGAUGCAGGGCGGCUCGGACAAGGGCCAGCAGGGCGCCAGGGCGAUGAAGGUGGCGGCGGCGGCGGCCGGGGUGGAGUCGGUGGCGCUGGCUGGGAAGGACAGGAGCCUGCUGCGGGUGGUCGGCGACGGCGUCGACUGCAACGACCUCACCACGCGCCUGCGCCGCAAGGUGGGCCGCGCCGACCUCGUCGAGCUCCGCACCCUCCACGCCGCCGCCGGCUACUACGGCUCCCGCGCCGGCCUCUCGCGAGUCGAUUCCGGAUACUGGGGCGGUAGCAGCAGCAGCAGCUACGGCGGCGGGUCCUACUCCUAUCCCGCGACGACGGCCGGCGGCUCCGCGCCGGAGCACUACUACGGCCACCACCAGCAGCAGCAGCCGGCGUCGUACGGGUACGGGUACUACCCGCCGGCGGCGCCCACCGUGGUGCACCACGAGUACUACCCGCCCUCGACCGACCCCAACGGCUGCUCCAUCAUGUAGUAGGAAUCGAUACGGCAGUUGUACAUUGUGUAGGCGGUAGGCCUAGGUCAUUAGGAUGUGCUUGCUUGCCUCUCUUCUAUGUGUUGACGAAGAUGGUGACGAUGCUGUGUUAGUUUGAGUUUUCUUACUCGAAACAGGGGCUCGUUUUAGUUGUGCCCCUGCUGCCCCGUUUCAUUCAUUUGUGUGGCCGCGUGCUUUGUGGAUUUGUGAAGCUAGUGA
Molecule: messenger RNA, 1040 nt
Organism: Panicum virgatum (switchgrass)
Lineage: Eukaryota; Viridiplantae; Streptophyta; Magnoliopsida; Poales; Poaceae
Exons: 2
Coding region: 318-821 (167 amino acids)
Source: RefSeq, a predicted model, not a curated record